Molecule: messenger RNA, 2079 nt
Organism: Spizellomyces punctatus DAOM BR117
Lineage: Eukaryota; Fungi; Chytridiomycota; Chytridiomycetes; Spizellomycetales; Spizellomycetaceae
Product: nuclear protein localization protein 4
Exons: 11
Coding region: 128-1957 (609 amino acids)
Biological process (GO): ubiquitin-dependent protein catabolic process
Cellular component (GO): nucleus
Molecular function (GO): ubiquitin binding; ubiquitin protein ligase binding
Source: RefSeq, a predicted model, not a curated record
GCGUUCCAAACGACUUCUGCAGUUUCCUUUCAUCGUUCAUCCUUUUGAAAAUAGCCAUAGGACGGCCCAAUUUUGUUGAGAAACGAGUUAGAAGCAGUCACCUUUACUGAGAAUUUGACAAAAAAGAAUGAUUAUUCGUCUACGAUCAGCUGAAGGGCAAGGUCGUGUAAAUAUCGAAGCAUCAGACGACAUAUCAGUGCUAAGGAAAAGGAUUGCAGAAACUUUAAAAAUAUCGGAAACCACUCUUGUGCUCUCUGCGGACGAGAAGGGCCAGAAAAUCAUUGACGCUAAAAAGGGGACGCUGGUUGGAAAGAUAGGUCUUCGACAUGGCGAUAUAUUGUACACUGCCUAUCGGCGAGAAGAGGAACAGCAAGCCCCUACCGAAGAUAAAAAGAUUACCGCUGCUGUUGUGCAAGACCCGAUAGACGAAUAUAUGGCGAAACAGGAGGGAACUAUUCAACGGGGCAGAGAUCCACGAUUCUGCAAGCACGGGACAUCCGGGAUGUGCGAGUAUUGCAUGCCCUUACAGCCAUGGGACGCGAAAUAUCUAGAGGAAAAUAAGAUCAAGCACAUGUCGUUCCAUGCAUAUCUUCGCCAAAUUACGGAUCAAAACAAAACCGCCCCCCUUACAAGCUCCCAGUUCCUUCCCCCUCUUGACGAGAUGGAUCUAAAGGUCAAAAUACCCUGUCCCAGCAAAGGUCACGAAUCGUGGCCCAAUGGUAUCUGCACGAAAUGCCAGCCGUCAGCCGUUACGCUGCAAAGCCAGAGCUUUCGAAUGGUGGACCAUAUCGAAUUCGAAACAGCAGGAAUGAUAGAGAACUUUUUGACGUUUUGGCGAUCAUCUGGAUAUCAGCGAUUUGGAUAUCUAUAUGGACGCUUUGAGCAGUAUUCAGAGGUGCCAUUGGGUGUCAAGGCCGUGGUUACAGCUAUUUACGAACCUCCGCAAGAAGGGGCGUAUGACGGGUUGCAAUUGACCUUGCCUAAUCCUGAAGAGACAUCAGUGGAUGAGGUGGCCACAAAGCUGGGGCUUACAAAGGUCGGAAUGAUUUACACGGACCUCACUGAUGAUGGGACAGGGAAUGGAACUGUCAUUUGCAAACGACAUAGCGAAUCAUACUUUUUGUCAUCUGCCGAGUGCAUUCUGGCAGCUCAAAUGCAGUUAAAGUACCCUACACCCAGCAAGUGGUCUGCAACUGGCCAGUUCGGCAGCAGAUUUGUCACCUGUGUCAUGACUGGUAACGAGGACGGGGGUAUUGAUAUAUCAAGUUUCCAGGUUUCAAAUACAGCAAUGGCGAUGGUCCGCGACGAUAUUGUGGAGGCAUCUGUGGAGCCUUCACUGAUGAGAGUUAAGCAAUCGACAAAUGAGCAAUAUGUACCGGAAGUCUUUUACAAGUACAAGAACGAGUAUGGGAUAAUGGUGAAGGAUGCCGCGCGACCAACUUUUCCAGUGGAGUAUCUCUUAGUUACUGUCACACAUGGAUUUCCGCAAAAUCCAAGUCCAUUUUUUACUUCACCUGUUCAUUUUCCAAUUGAGAAUCGCGGAGGGGUCGAGAUCCAGGACACUGCGGCACUGCAACGACAUUUCAGCACUGGAAAGCUUACAGAUGCACUUUCGGAUUUCCAUGCCUUGGUAUAUCUAAAGCAUCUACAUGUUAUAGAAGCGCCGGAUUUUGAACUGGUAUACCAAAUUGCCAAGAACCACAGUGAAGAGACUGCCAACCAACUCGUACAUCAAAGUUCAUGGCAAACCUUACUGAUGAUAUUGAACGAGGCCGGUGCCCAUGGAGGAGGAGUGGGCAGCUAUAUGGAUGCAGGAUCUGGAUCAGGAGCGAGUUCGGCGGCAACAGCGACGAGAGCCUCAAGCAGUACUGGGGCGUCGUGGGCUUGCAAAUAUUGCACAUUUAAUAAUGCGGGUUCGGCUGAUACAUGUGAAAUGUGUGGUUUACCAAAGGAGUAAUAUAAGCAUACUGCGGCCAUUUGCAAGAAAAGCAUUUGCAAGAGCAGUUGAUCAAGUGAUUGACUGGCCGUUCAAAUUUUCAAAUACCCACCAAUAUUGAAGAUGAAUAGUUUAAAACUUGC